CGUGCUGGCGCCUGUAUCUCCAGGAUACACAAGGCUGAUGACUCCUGUGGUUUUUGAGGACACAAACACACACGACAUCCUGGAAGGAAACUUAACAGUUACAUUGGAUAUCCGGAAAUUCUUUGGUGUUGUACCUCCUGGAAAGCGACAAGAACAUGAUACUGUGAAAAAGAGUGAAAAAAUUAAAAAUGGUGAAGGACCUUCAAGUGGGAAGAAAAAGGGAAAGGAGUCUAAGGUGAAUAAUUCACCCAGUGAAGAUGCUUCCAAACAAAAGCGGACAAACAAGAAGAGAAGAAUAAUCUAUGAUUCAGAUUCAGAAGAGGAGGUGCAGUCAGUGAAAAAAUCCAAGAAGCCAUCUGAGAAAAAAGCAGCUACUUCAGAUCUUGGUAAAGUUCUAAAGCGGGAUCCUGUUGUUUAUAUUUCAGAGACAGAUGAAGAAGAUGACUUUGUCAAUAAAAGAAUUUCCCUGAAACCAAAGGAGAAUGGGACGUCAGCAAUUGGUUGUCCAGGAACAACUACAGUGAAAAAGGAAGAUAUAAAACCACGAGCUAAAAGCAAACCAUUAUCUCCAGUGAAACAGACUCCCACCUCAGCACUUGAUUACUUUGGGACAAGUGGUGUUCAACGAUCAGAAAAGAAACUGGUAGCAAGUAAAAGGAAAGAACCUUCGCAAAGCAGGGACAGCACACUAGAUGAUGAGGCCAUUGCUAGGCAACUGCAGAUUGAAGAAGAUUCAGAGCUGGAGAGACAGCUGCAUGAAGAUGAAGAAUUUGCUAAAACUUUGGCCAUGUUGGAUGAGACGCCGCAGAAGAAAAAGGCUCGGAAAGAUUCAGGAGGAGAACAAGCAGUACUGAGCAUCAAGAGCAGUCCUAAUGUGACAGAAAGACAUAAGCAGUCGGAAGGAGUGAAAGCAACAAACUCGACAAGCGAAGCGAAGAAUUACACUGCUAAGCAGCAAACUAAAUCUGAACAUUCAAAAGGCUCUCAUUUAUCCCCACAAUCAUCUGAUGGUAAAAUAGCGAGAGAGUUGACAGGGAAGACCUUGCCUUUGAAACCUAGCUCUAAGCUUGUGUCUCUGAAACAAAAAGAAGAGGCUGCUGAAAAGGAAAGAAAUCAUCAAAGUUUAGUAUAGUCUGAGUCUGUAAGUCCUGAGGAUUCUGAAAAGAAGCGAAUCAAUUACCAAGCCUACCGAAGCUUCCUUAAUCGUGAGGGUCCGAAAGCGCUGGGUUCCAAAGAGAUACCACAGGGGGCUGAAAACUGCUUGGAAGGCCUGACAUUCGUAAUUACAGGCGUUCUGGAAUGCAUUGAAAGAGAUGAUGCCAAGUCUCUGAUUGAACGCUAUGGAGGAAAAGUAACUGGCAAUGUCAGCAAGAAGACAAACUAUCUGGUUAUGGGGCGAGACUGUGGCCAAUCUAAAUGUGAAAAGGCAUCAACUUUAGGGACAAAAGUUAUUAAUGAGGAUGGCCUGUUUGAUCUUAUUCGAACUAUGCCAGGCAAAAAGUCCAAAUAUGAGCUGGCAGCUGAAACAGAGGCAAAGAAAGUGGAGUCAAGACCUAAAAGGACACCACAGAAAGCUGAAACUGGAAAAAGGAAUUUUAGCCCCUUCAAAAGGGAAGCUGAUAAUAAAAAAUACAAGUCUACUCCUGAAAAAGGAGAUACUGUCAAAUCUGCCAAGAAAGAAACCACUGCAGUUCGAAAGCUUAUGGACUUCAAACGGCAGACUGUAGAGAAGAAAGAAGUCCCAAAACCUAAGGGGAACUUGGUUUCUGAGAUUAAUGAAGAUGGAACAGAGAAGUUGCUAUGGGUAGAUAAAUACAAGCCUGUGUCUCUUAAGGCAAUAAUUGGACAGCAGGGUGAGCAAAGCUGUGCCAAUAAACUGCUCCGAUGGCUCCGAAAUUGGCACAAGAAUACCUCAGAAGAUGGACAAGCAAAGGCCAAUAAAACCGGAGGCAAAGAUGAUGGUAGUGGUUUUAAAGCAGCAUUACUUUCUGGUCCACCUGGAGUUGGUAAAACUACUACAGCUUCUUUGGUUUGUAAGGAACUGGGGUAUAGCUAUGUGGAGCUGAAUGCCAGUGACACUCGCAGUAAGACCAGUCUAAAGGAAGUAGUUGCUGAAUCACUUAACAACACCAGUAUCAAAGACUUCUGUGCUGGCACAUCCUCAUCAGUUAGCGGGAAACAUGUAUUGAUCAUGGAUGAAGUGGAUGGUAUGGCAGGCAAUGAAGACAGAGGAGGGAUUCAGGAGUUGAUUGGUUUGAUCAGACACACAAAGAUACCCAUCAUCUGUAUGUGUAAUGAUCGCAACCAUCCUAAAAUGCGUUCGUUGGUCCACUACUGUUUUGAUCUUCGUUUUCAGAGACCUCGUCUAGAACAGAUUAAGGGUGCCAUGAUGUCUAUUGCAUUUAAAGAAGGUUUAAAAAUUCCACCACCUGCAAUGCAAGAGAUAAUCCUGGCAGCAAAUCAGGACAUCAGACAGGUUUUACAUAAUCUUAAUAUGUGGUGUGCAAAAGAUAAAUCAUUGACUUAUGAUGAGGCUAAAAUGGAUGGCAGCAGAGCCAAAAAGGAUAUCAAACUGGGCCCUUUUGAUGUUGUCCGGAAGGUUUUUGCUACUGGAGAAGAGGCUUCUCGUAUGUCUCUUAUAGACAAAUCGGAUCUUUUCUUCCACGAUUAUUCCCUAGCACCUCUCUUUGUCCAAGAGAACUACGUACAUGUGAAACCAGCUGCUGCUGGAGGAAAUCUGAAAAAGCACUUGGUGCUCUUGAGUAGAGCAGCUGAUAGCAUAUGUGAUGGUGAUAUAGUGGACAGACAAAUUCGUAGCAAGCAAAACUGGAACCUUCUUCCGACGCAGGCUAUUUAUGCAAGCGUUCUCCCGGGGGAGCUGAUGAGAGGUUACAUGUCCCAGUUUCCUGUCUUUCCCAGCUGGCUGGGGAAAUUUUCAUCCACAGGCAAACACGAUCGGAUCAUUCAAGAACUGGCAAUGCACAUGAGCCUCAGAACCCAGACAUGCAAGAGGACAGUGAACAUGGAGUAUUUGUCAUAUUUGCGGGAUGCACUUGUCCAGCCCUUGCAAGACUUUGGAGCAGAUGGUGUACAAACAGCGAUAACGUUCAUGGACUCGUACUGCUUGAUGAAAGAAGAUAUUGAAAAUAUCAUGGAAAUAAGCACGUGGGGAGGCAAGCCCAGUCCUUUUUCAAAGCUGGAUCCCAAGGUCAAAGCAGCUUUUACACGUGCCUACAACAAGGAGGCACAUCUGACUCCAUAUUCACUUAGUUCUGUUAAGACAUCUAAAAGGCAGUCGGGAUCUGCAGUGACCUUGGAACUGACUGAAGACUUGAAUGUGGAAGAGAUCCAGUCUGAUGAGGAUGAGCAAGAUACUGUUGAAAGUGAUGCAAUGAUUAAGCAAAAAAAGGCGAAGUCUUCCAAGAUGUCAAAAAAAGAGAAAAGCGAAGAAACAACAAAAAAAGAAGGGAAAAGAAAAGAGAAAACAAGACAUUAAACAGAGUAAAAUCUUGCUAUGGAUGCAGCUUGGCUUAUCUGACUUCUGGCAGGAAGAUGAAACCGGUCUGGUGAUGGAGCUGGGAAGGUGGAACCAGUGCAUUGAAGACGCUCCUCUUAUAGAGGUGAUGUAGCUACUGUACUCUCUCACUAUGCAGUGCUGUACUUACUCUUAACGUGCUACAACGUUACAGGCUAGAACUGUCCUCAUACAACAAACACCGCGGUGCGUGAACGUGAUGAAAACGUGAUGCUUAGUUACCUGGCAUUUAUACCAAGUCUUCCUAGGACUUCACUUGCUUGGGUCUUUUUUUUUUUUUUUUUAAUAAGUCCCCAAUAUUAUGUGCUGAACUCUUGUAAAUAGUACAUGAUACAAAACAACCCCCCAAACCUAAACUGCGUAUUUGUACAUUAUAGAAAGUAAGCAGUGUAUAAAAGUACAAUAAAAAGUUUCACAGGAAUCUUCUAAAAUUCUGGUUAAGUUCAUGGAGCGUUCUGUCUCUCUUUUCUUCUAAGGGCCUGGCUUUCCUGCAUGUACAGGAUGUGGUUAUAUUCUUUUCCUACAACUUCCCUUUUGCUGAGUUAAAGACACAGAAAAGCAGUGAGGGAUUUAGUUCCAAGCUUGGCUUGAGGAGCCUGUGCUUACAAGUUGUAUCUUUAAUCAAAACCAGAAAGGAAUAUUUCGGGAUUAAGAAAUGUGUCAUAGCAAAUAGUCAUGAAAGUCCAGGACUGAUGUUGAGAAGAGAAUACUAGGGUUUGGUUUGGUUUUUUUUUUCUUACUGCUCACGUAACACAGAAUGCCCCUUGGUUUUGUCUUUGGUGCAGAUAAAAUGCAAAUUUUGCUUGGUAAGAAUCAUCAAUAAUCAGUUUUAUUACUAUAACAAAUCAAAGUACAAAAUUUAUCAAAAGCUAAGUAUUUACAGGCUGUCACAAAAUAGAAGUGGCAUGGUGGUUGUUACGAGAUCCUAGUGGGGAAAAGAUGUGUAAUGUAGUGACAGAGCUUUCCUCGCUGCGUGCCAGACAACACCUGCAGUUCUGAAAAUAGAGAGAGGCAGUUAGUUGUAUCCCAAGCUACAGAGACUGUGACAGCAACCUGCAGGGGUUGCUCAGACAGAAGAAAAACCCCAAACUCUAAAUUGUGGUAUAUGUGAUUUUUAUAAUAUCACUUGUACGUAUGUUAUUUAGACUGUAUAGGUCAAAGCUUUCACAUAAGGUGUUUGCACUGGUAAAUCUGCCUUCAAAUGUCAAAUUAGGGAGGGACUUUGUUAACUGAUUUUCAGUUGCCAUUCCUUUAACAGAACCGAAGUGUUGGAUCGAAGUCUGUGGCAUAGAGCGAGCAGUGGUUUUCUCCUUUGAAACAGGAGUAUUUCAAGCCAAUACUAAGUUGCUUGUGACGUAUUCUUAGAUUCUGUUAAGCCAAGACCAUGUAACCUCCAUUUUAGAUCUGCUCCUUCUAGUUAGCAUAUCACGCUCUUUCUACGCUUACGUGCUUGUUGGUAGAUCUGUAGAAGGAUUUGACAAUGCUGAGAUCUUCAGCCUGUUCUCUGUGCUACUAAAGCACAAGUGGUGUUCAGGAACAGACUCCAAACUAGAACAGGGUGUAGAGGAUAAUGUGAUCCUAGAGGUAAGCUUGUUUAAAGCCUCAUGAUCCUAGACGUAAGCUGGUUUAAAGCCUCACAAUGGGAAUGGUUUAACCACUGUGUUACUUGGAGUAGCAAAACCUACUGCUGUUUGCAUGCCUGAGGAUAGAGCUGAGCCUCAGUUACCUGAGGCACACAGCCGGGCUGUAAGUUAGAUUCUGGAAUGCUGCAUUUCCCUUGCUGGGAAACACUCCCCCUGUCCUCGAGAAUGACCCUGUUAAGUAAAAACUACAGGCUCUAGCACAUACCUGAAUUUACUGCUCCCCGUCUUCUGGUUUGAGGUAUUGUGUGCAAUCACUUAUUUUCUUAAGAUGAAUGAUGUUAAUCCUUUCAGAACACAUUGGACACAUGUUUUCAGUCUGUAACAUGCUGUUUGAAAAGAAGGGUGACUGGUCAAAUGAUAAUUCUAAUGUUUUCAAAGGAACAGCUGGGCCUGGGGCAGGAAGCAGAGACCUACGCUGUAUAACAGGCCAGAGCAACCGCUGCUUCUGUCUUGGCAGAGCAAAGGUUGGUUUAUUUGUUUUUUAACAUUUGAGAACUAACAUCACAACAGGAACGCUGCUGCUGUUCACAUGGGCAUGAGGAAAAUUUGUGAGUUAAAACGUACAUGAAGGAGCUUAGGCUGGAACAUGAAGUUUCUGCAGCUUCACCGUUCCUGACAUCUGAGGAGAGCUCUCUAGUCCCGUUCUCUCACAGAUGACUACUGAGGAGAGGAGGUAAUUGCUGCCUUUGUCUGUCCCAGUACUGCCCGGGUUGGGUUUGGUUUGGUGACUGCUGCUGCGCCCGUGUUCCCCCUUGCCCUGGUAACGGGCUUUCUCCCUGGAAGGACAGAAGCCCCCCACCCAUCUUCAUAGCUGCCUCUGCUGUUGGAGCCCCGCGUCCCUGGCUGAGUUCAUUCUUUAUCAUAGUUUUUGGUCCACUUUGAAGGGAUGUUCUGUGCGUGUGUGAGAUGGAACUACUGCGUAAGGGAGAUUCCUUUUUCCACCCUCCACCCCCAGGUAUUACAUGUUUUUUAGUACCAAGUGAAGCCGUUUGCUGCUAAAAGAAGAAUAAAC
Molecule: messenger RNA, 6190 nt
Organism: Egretta garzetta (little egret)
Lineage: Eukaryota; Metazoa; Chordata; Aves; Pelecaniformes; Ardeidae
Gene: RFC1
Product: replication factor C subunit 1
Exons: 25
Biological process (GO): DNA repair; DNA replication
Cellular component (GO): DNA replication factor C complex; nucleus
Molecular function (GO): ATP binding; DNA binding; DNA clamp unloader activity
Source: RefSeq, a predicted model, not a curated record